CUCCUCCUCCAAUCUACGUGGACAAUCGUCAAGUGGAGUAUCAGUCAUCAGUCGAGUGUUGUUUGUUGCUAUCAAAGUCACCACAAUAAUUAUUGUCUCAUUUGGGAGGACAAGUAGUAAGUACACACACGUAGUCUUAAUUUGCAAGAACCUUGUCCUUUAGAAAUAAAGGGCCAAUCAAGAUAACUCUGCUGUGCGAAGAGGGUAUUUAUCAAGAUGUUGAAUACAGAAGGUCCCACUGACGGUCCACUACCGAAUGUUGAUACCAUGGGCGCAGCGGCUUUGGGUUCUGGAGAGCAACAGGUCUUGCUUCGCGUCAAGUCGGCUAAUCACCCAAUUGGAGAAGAUCUCGAGUUUCGGGCCAACUACUCAUUUACCGUUUUGCAAGUCAAGGAGACUAUCCAGCGACUGUCUAACCACCAUCCCGAGGUGAAAGACCAGCGACUCAUCUACUCUGGACAUUUGCUUGACGAUGGCCAGUUGCUGAGAGAGGUGUUGACGGUGAAGACGGGCACUCCGCUGGAUCCCCAACAACCAGUCACCUUCCAUUUGGCCACCACAUCCAAAUACAUCUUUUCGACAUCUUCUAAUGGUGCCAAGAAUGGUGGAGUCAACAAUAAGGGGGAAGUUGGAAGUCAACAACAUCCACUGCAGCAAAACCACCAACAGCAGCAAACGUACAUGUUUAACAAUCCAUUUCUAGUGGGAGGAGUAGCUCCACCUCUUGCUCAGUAUAACAUUACCAACCAAUUUGGCCAAUUCGGGGUUGGAGGAGCAGGACAUUCAGGAUUUUAUCCAGAUACUGCAGCCCUCCAUGCAGCGUAUGUGGAGCAGAUGACAGCAUACGUCAACCAUUGGAACCAAUGGUACAUGCUUCAGUAUGGACAGGCUUACCAAAUGCCACCAUCUCAACAACCACCCGUGAUCGAUCCUCAGAAUUUCUACAACAAUCAAGCGCCGCCUCCUCCUCAACACCAGCAACAACCACCGGUCCCCCAACAACCUGCUGGGGUCAGAGAAAAUGUGCACGUGGCAGCAGCACGUGAGGCAGACAAUGAGGAGAAUCAAAGAGACCUUUUAGAUUGGAUGUACACAUUUUCUCGCGUCAUCCUCAUUUUCUCAGUCGUUUACUUUUACUCUAGCUUCUCGCGGUUUUUCCUAGUUGUAUUAUUCACGGCGCUAGUCAUGAUAUUACAACGGCGUAAUGGCCGCCCAGUGGUUGCUGAGCAGGCGAGAGCUGCAGCAGGAGCACCCGAAGCUAAUCCACCCCAAGCCCCAAGAGAAGAUGGAGGACGUGAUGGGGUUGUGGAACAGGGACAAGAAAGAGAGGGUGUGGCUACCCCCGAAGGAGCAGUUGGAGACGAGGGUGUCGUCACUCCUCCAACCACUGACACACCCGAAAUUCCUCCCGCCAUUGUUCCUCCUCAAAGAAAUCUCGGUGACAUCGCAUGGACCUUUUUAACGACUUUCUUUACAUCCCUCAUACCAGAAACGUACCAGAAUAAUUAAACGUUACACACAUUCCUCCUAUUAUAUAAACCACAACUAUUACUACCUACCUACCAACCUACAUAAUUACGAUUAUUUGUAAAUAUAUAUACAAUUGUUGAUGGUGGUUCCAAAUUAUAAAAGAAACCUUAUCGGUGUAUCACAAUCGCAGUCACUCAGUCAGUCAGAUAAAUGUUGAAUACCAAAGCAUAAUUUAAUGCCAUAUGUAUUGAAAUUUGUGGUAGGAAUUAUUCUCGUCUCGAAAUGAUGAAUUUUAUUUAUUUUCUGUAAUGUUAGCUCGUAUUAACUGUUGUUUUUCCAAAAUAAAUGUAUCGGAUUUUGCGCCUA
This is a messenger RNA of Folsomia candida, 1836 nucleotides long. RefSeq names its product homocysteine-responsive endoplasmic reticulum-resident ubiquitin-like domain member 2 protein (gene Herp). Gene Ontology annotation, molecular function: protein binding. Gene Ontology annotation, biological process: endoplasmic reticulum unfolded protein response. The record is from RefSeq and is a predicted model, not a curated record. The transcript is spliced from 5 exons. The coding region runs from base 217 to 1509 and encodes 430 amino acids. Lineage: Eukaryota; Metazoa; Arthropoda; Collembola; Entomobryomorpha; Isotomidae.